Molecule: messenger RNA, 690 nt
Organism: Linnemannia hyalina
Lineage: Eukaryota; Fungi; Mortierellomycota; Mortierellomycetes; Mortierellales; Mortierellaceae
Source: the annotation of a GenBank genome assembly
AUGGACGAAGCUUCAGAUAGCAUUCGGACCGCCAUCGGCGCUUGUGUUGGCCUCAUGUCUGGUCUCGUCAUCUUGUAUUAUUUCAUUCGACUCUGUCGGAAGAUUGCAAUGUAUCCCAAGAGCGACGCCGAAGAGGUCUUGCCAGCAUACCAACCGCCCAGUACCCUCCCGGCGACUGGCAACUUUUAUUACCAUGGGGAUGACGACGAAGACAACCAUUAUGGCCACCAUCCAAGUAGAACUGGCGUCCGUCCCGCCUCCAGAGACUUAUUCCGUGCGCUCCGUCGCGGACGAGUACCUACCACCGCUAUCACCACCACUAUUCCUACCGUACCGGUGCCCGCUUACUCGAUAUUGUCAAGGAAUUCGGGAUACUACCACAAUGGAGAAAUGACACAAGUCGGGGGCUCUUCGACACUACCUCUAGGCACGUUUGUCAUUCCGCUUCCUGCCCCUACAAGGCCGCCAAGGUCGGCACGUCGCUUGACUGGAUUAGGUCUUUUUGCAUCACGUCUCCCAGGUCAAGCCCCGCUGCUGCCUGUCGUCAACAGAAACGCACCCACAGAGACAGGAGCAAGCGAGCCACCGCCACCACCGUACUCGGAUGUCUUUGGCGAAUCCAGCUCCCAACCAUCGUAUCACCGGAUGAAUGGAACUCAGCGGAUAGCUCACUCGGCGGUCACUGUCUGA